Capsicum annuum is the source of this 3188-nucleotide messenger RNA. RefSeq names its product beta-xylosidase/alpha-L-arabinofuranosidase 2. The record is from RefSeq and is a predicted model, not a curated record. Gene Ontology annotation, biological process: arabinan catabolic process; xylan catabolic process. Lineage: Eukaryota; Viridiplantae; Streptophyta; Magnoliopsida; Solanales; Solanaceae. Gene Ontology annotation, molecular function: xylan 1,4-beta-xylosidase activity; alpha-L-arabinofuranosidase activity. The transcript has 7 exons. Gene Ontology annotation, cellular component: plant-type cell wall. The coding region runs from base 544 to 2856 and encodes 770 amino acids.
CCUUUCUCUUGGUUCUAUAUAUACUGUGUUAUAUAAUAAUUUACAUAGACAUCAACUUCCUAAUAAAUCCAUACAAAUUGUUUCUCCAAUUCCUUAUUUUGUUGUAGUUUUACACACUAAAAAAAGCUUGAAACCCAAAUCAGUCACUGUCUGGACAAAGUUGUUAUAGAAACUCGAAACAGGAACGGGCCACUAAAAGUAGAAAUCAUUCACGGACCCCAUUUUUACCCUUUUCUUCAUCUUGCAGAAAAUAAUUGGAGAAGAGAAACUGUUGAAGUUGGAAGAUUUUUGUACAUGUAUGGUAUAAAACAAAUCACAAUUAAAGGGACCCCUGAAAAUUUCCGUUGUGGUUAUCCAUCACGGGUUACUACAAAACAAGAUGUAUAUUUAAUUACUGCACCACUCAUAUGCAAGUCUUUUCUACUUCUUCCACUCUAUCAAUAACAAUCCUCCUCUCACACUAACAUUUGCCUCUCAUUUCAUUUAGUCCUUGUAGCGUGUGCCUUCAUUCUCUUUGUUAGAGAGGUUUUGAAGAACUUAGGGAUGGCCUAUUUAUCUAAUAACCACUACUCUGUUGUCCUCUGUUUCAUAUUUAGCUCUUUUUUGUUAGAAUUCAAGCCAGUCUUGGCACAGAAUUCUCCUGUUUUCGCUUGUGAUAUCACAGGCAAUCCUGGGCUGGGGAAUUUAACAUUUUGUGAUGCAUCCUUGACGGUGGAAACCAGAGUGAAUGAUCUGGUGAAAAGAUUGACAUUGCCAGAAAAGAUUGGAUUCUUGGUGAGUGGUGCAGGUUCUGUGAGUAGGCUUGGGAUACCAAAGUAUGAAUGGUGGUCUGAGGCCUUACAUGGAGUUGCAUAUACUGGUCCAGGAGUACAUUUCUCUAGUCUUGUUCCAGGUGCCACAAGCUUCCCUCAAGUCAUUCUCACUUCUGCUUCUUUCAAUGUCACCUUGUUUGAAACUAUUGGAAAGGUUGUGUCCACCGAGGCUAGGGCAAUGUAUAAUGUCGGUUUAGCAGGUUUGACAUAUUGGUCUCCCAAUGUCAAUAUUUUUCGCGAUCCCAGGUGGGGAAGAGGCCAAGAAACUCCAGGAGAAGAUCCAACACUCACCAGCAAGUAUGGUGCAGCCUAUGUCAGAGGCUUGCAACAAACAGAUGACGGUAAUAAAGAUAAGCUCAAGGUUGCUGCCUGCUGUAAGCAUUAUACAGCUUAUGAUGUUGAUAACUGGAAAGGAAUCCAACGAUACAAUUUCAAUGCUGUGGUAACACAACAAGAUUUAGAUGAUACAUUUCAACCCCCAUUCAAGAGUUGUGUACUUGAAGGAAAUGUAGCCAGUGUGAUGUGUUCAUAUAAUAAAGUAAAUGGCAAGCCAACCUGUGGUGAUCCAGACCUUCUUGCUAGGAUUAUAAGGGGAGAAUGGAAAUUAAAUGGAUACAUAGUCACGGAUUGUGAUUCAUUAGAAGUGAUUUUUAAUUCUCAACACUACACCAAAACACCAGAGGAGGCUGCAGCUUUGGGUCUAAAUUCAGGGGUGGACCUGAAUUGUGGAUCUUGGCUGAGAAAUUAUACUCAAGGUGCUUUUAACCAAAAACUUGUGAAUGAAUCCGUUAUUGAUAGAGCUAUCUCAAACAAUUUUGCUACACUAAUGAGACUUGGAUUCUUUGAUGGCAAUCCAAGAAACCACAUUUAUGGAAACCUUGGCCCUAAAGAUGUCUGCACCCCAGAAAACCAAGAGCUUGCUCGUCAAGCUGCAAGACAAGGAAUAGUCUUGCUGAAAAAUACUGCAGGAUCGUUACCUUUAAUUCCCACUGCCAUCAAAUCCUUAGCAGUCAUUGGUCCUAAUGCUAAUGUGACCAAAACCAUGAUAGGCAAUUAUGAAGGCACUCCAUGCAAGUACACAACUCCCUUGCAUGGCCUAACAGCCUCUGUUGCCACAAUCUAUAAGCCUGGAUGUGCUGAUGUGUCUUGCAGCAGUGCCCAAAUUGAUGAUGCUAAGCAAAUAGCAUCCACAGCUGAUGCUGUGGUCUUAAUAAUGGGAUCUGAUCAAUCGAUUGAAAGAGAAAGCCUGGACAGAAUUAAUAUAACUCUUCCAGGACAGCAAUCAGUUCUAGUAGCAGAGGUUGCUAAAGUUGCCAAGGGACCUGUAAUCCUUGUUAUUAUGUCUGGAGGUGGCAUGGACGUACAAUUUGCUGUCGACAAUCCUAAGAUAACAAGCAUUCUUUGGGUUGGUUUCCCUGGAGAGGCUGGUGGUGCUGCCUUAGCAGAUGUCAUCUUUGGAUAUUACAACCCAAGUGGAAGGCUCCCAAUGACAUGGUAUCCACAAUCAUAUGUAGAUGUUGUUCCAAUGACUGUUAUGAACAUGAGGCCAGAUCCCGCCACCAACUACCCCGGCAGGACUUAUAGGUUCUAUACCGGUCCAACUGUUUUCACAUUUGGUCAUGGAUUAAGCUACUCUCAGUUCAACCACCACCUAGAUAAAGCCCCGAAAUUUGUCUCCAUUCCUCUUGAGGCAAAACAUACUUGUCGUUUGACAAAGUGCAAGUCUAUCGAUGCGGUUGAGCAAAGAUGCAGCAAUUUGAGAUUUGACAUUCAUCUUACAGUAAAAAAUGUAGGGAAUAUAAGUGGAAGUCAUACAGUUCUCUUAUUCACUUCACCACCCUCAGCCCAUAAUGCACCUAAGAAGCAUUUGUUGGGGUUCGAGAAAGUCCAUUUGACACCACAAGGAGAAAGGGUUGUUAAGUUCAAUGUAGAUGUUUGCAAGCAUUUGAGUGUACAUGAUGGGCUUGGAAACAGGAAAGUAGCAUUAGGACCACAUGUUCUUCAUAUAGGGGAUUUGAAGCAUUUCUUGACUGUGAGGAUUUGAGCAACUUUUCAACAUAGACUUCUUCUCAUUUCUCUCAAAAGAGGGAGGAAGUAUCACAAGAUGAAGAAAGAAUCCAAAUUCCGAAUAUGUUGAGAUAACUGUAACAAUUUUCUUCUUUUUUCGCUUAAUUGUCCAUUUUAGGUAGAUGACAUCUCAGAAGUAGGGGUGAGGUCUGUGUACACCUACUCUCCCCAAAGUCCAUUUGUACAAAUACAUUAACUAUAUUGUUGUUGUUCAUCUUAGCUAGAAUAAUCGAGCUCUUGAAGUGAAAUGAGGGUUCUUUGCAUAAUUUUAUAUCGUAUUAUAUCUACAAAUUCUUUAUAUAUAUCUAA